Molecule: messenger RNA, 378 nt
Organism: Vicia faba (fava bean)
Lineage: Eukaryota; Viridiplantae; Streptophyta; Magnoliopsida; Fabales; Fabaceae
Source: the annotation of a GenBank genome assembly
AUGCACCGCAUGUUUGUUUCGGCUGUUAAUCAAUUAGGCAUUGACAAGGCUGUGCCGAAAAAGAUUCUUGAUUUGAUGAAUGUUGAAAAGCUUACAAGGGAGAAUGUGGCCAGCCAUCUUCAGAAAUAUAGACUCUAUCUGAAAAAAGUCAGUUGUGGGGAAAACCAACAAGCUAAUAUGUCAGCAGCCUUAGGAAGUUCUGCAGAUACAUCCUUUUUCAGAAUGAAUUCUCUCAAUGGAGUUGGAGGACAUUUGCCAACAAUGAAUGGCGGCUCUACGCAGUUUCACAAUAAUCCAUUCAGACCCUUUCAAUCAAGCGGCAUGAGUAACAACAGGCUGAACACACCUGCUAGUGUCAAUAUUCAAGGAUCUUUCUAA